Ichthyophthirius multifiliis is the source of this 1497-nucleotide messenger RNA. Its product is annotated as nramp family mn2+ fe2+ transporter, putative. The transcript has 2 exons. The record is from RefSeq and is a predicted model, not a curated record. Lineage: Eukaryota; Ciliophora; Oligohymenophorea; Hymenostomatida. Gene Ontology annotation, molecular function: manganese ion transmembrane transporter activity; cadmium ion transmembrane transporter activity. Gene Ontology annotation, biological process: metal ion transport. Gene Ontology annotation, cellular component: membrane.
AUGAUUUUUUAACCUAUAUAAGAAUAAAAUAUUAAUUCUUUUACAUUAAUAUAAAUCGAAACUGAUACUUUUUCCUUUUAAAAAUUAUUUAAAAUCCUAGGUCCUGGUUUAUUAAUAUCUUUGGGAUAUUUAGAUCCCGGAAACAUAGCCGGAGAUAUUUAAGCAGGACUUAAAGCUCGUUAUAAUUUAAUAAUUAUAUUAUUUAUGACUACUCUAUUAGGUUAUUUUUUCUAAAUAAGAGCCAUGAAACUAGGAAUAGUAACAGGGAAAGAUUUAGCAGAAUUAUGUAGAGAUAACUUCGAUACAAAAACAUCUAUUUCAUUAUGGAUAAUGGCCGAAAUAGCCAUUAUAGGUAGCGAUAUAUAAGAAGUAUUAGGCAUAGCAAUCGGCCUAAAUAUUAUUUUCGGUUUAAAAUUAUGGAUAGGAGUAUCAUUAGCAAUUUUUUUAAGUUUUAUAUGCCUUUUAAUGAAAGGAAAUGGUGAUAAAAAAUUUGAAUUGUUAAUUUGUUUUUUUAUAGGUUUAAUGGGGCUUUGCUUUUUUUUAAACGUUUUUUUAUUUUAACCUAAUUUCGGGGAAAUUCUUUAAAGUUUUUUCUUACCAAAUAUACCAAAAAGUGGUAUUUUUCCAAUGAUGGGACUCAUAGGAGCAGUUUUAAUGCCUCAUAAUUUAUAUUUACACUCAUCUUUAAGUAGAGAGUAAAAAAUAGAUACUAAUAAUAUCUCUUUUAUUAAAAAUAUACUGGUUUAUUAUAAAAUAGAAUGCGCUUUUUCAUUAUUUUUAUCAUUUUUGAUUAGUUCAGCGAUUAUUAUUACCUUCGCUUCUUUUUAUUAAACUGAACAUUCAGAUAUGAAUCUAUAAACUGCAGGUUUGGCCCUAGAAAGUUCAUUUGGAACUUUAUCUAAAUAUAUAUGGGGAAUUGGCUUGAUUUGUGCAGGUUAAUCAUCUACAUUAACAGGAACACUUUCGGGUUAAUAUAUAAUGACUGGUUUUAUUAAAAUGAAUAUAAAUUUAUAUUUAAGAAGUUUAAUUUCAAGAGCUAUAGCUAUAGUACCAUCUUUUAUUAUUGCUUUUUGGGAUGAAAAUAGUGAUUAUAAUGAUUAUUUAAAUGUAUUAUAGGCUAUAUAAUUGCCUUUUGCAAUUAUUCCGUUGUUAAAAUUUAAUAGUAGUGAAUAAAUUAUGGGAAAGGAAUUUCUUAUAGGAAAAUAUUAAAUGUGGCUUUUAAUCGGAUUUUCAGUUGGGAUUGUUGGUAUGAAUUAUGUGAAUGCCUUUAUUAGUUUAUAUGAAGGGGUUUUUGGGAUGGUUGAAAAUCAAAUCAUUUAGGCUUUUAUUUUCUUAGGAGUUUUUUUAGGAGGAGCAUUUUAUUUUAUAUUUAUGUACUUUUUGGUUAAAUAAGAUAUUUGUGUAGAAUAAAAUUAAUAUUUUGAUAUUGAUUAAAAUUAAUAAGAUUAUUAAGAAAAUGGAAAAAAUGAAUUGGAAAUAGAAUAAAAUAUAGAAUGA